Lolium rigidum is the source of this 2335-nucleotide messenger RNA. RefSeq names its product protein LATERAL ROOT PRIMORDIUM 1-like. The record is from RefSeq and is a predicted model, not a curated record. The transcript is spliced from 2 exons. Gene Ontology annotation, molecular function: DNA binding; DNA-binding transcription factor activity. Gene Ontology annotation, biological process: positive regulation of DNA-templated transcription. Gene Ontology annotation, cellular component: nucleus. The coding region runs from base 16 to 1026 and encodes 336 amino acids. NCBI's taxonomy places the organism in Eukaryota, Viridiplantae, Streptophyta, Magnoliopsida, Poales, Poaceae.
GCGCUGAACUACGGCAUGGCGGCGGGGGACGUCGGGAUGGUGGUCGUGGCCCCCGCCGCGUCCUUCCACCACACGCACCACCAUCACCACCACCACGACGCCGCAUCCAACCCCGACCCCAUCUUCCCGCUGCUCUCCGCCGGCCCCUGCGUGCUCGAUCCGGACGCGGCCAAGGCGGCGGCGGCCGCCAGCAGCGGCAUCCAGUUCUGGCAGUCCUCCUCCUCGCAGCAUCACCAGCAGCAGCCGCAGUCGCCGCCGUCGGGCGGCAACAACCCUAACCCUAGCCUCGGCGCCUUCUACCUGAAGAAGCCGCUCCCGAUGCUCGACACGGGCGCCGCCGGCUCGUCCGGGUCCGGCACCGCCACGUGCCAGGACUGCGGCAACCAGGCCAAGAAGGACUGCAGCCACAGCCGGUGCCGCACCUGCUGCAAGAGCCGCGGCUUCGACUGCUCCACCCACGUCAAGAGCACCUGGGUCCCCGCCGCGCGCCGCCGCGAGCGACAGCACCUCGGCGGCUCCGAACCCUCCCCGGCCACCGCCGCCGCUGCCGCUUCGAAGAAGCCUCGCCUCCUCUCCUCCCAGCAGGCGGCCACCUCCCACACCUCCACAUCCAACGCCACCACGCCGCGCAGCUACGACACCACCUCAAGCCAUCAAGACCCGUCGUUCAGGGGGAGCCUGCCGCGGCAGGUGCGCGCGCCGGCGGUGUUCAGGUGCGUGCGCGUCACGUCCGUCGACGACGGCGAGGACGAGUACGCGUACCAGGCCGCCGUCACCAUCAACGGCCACGUAUUCAAGGGCUUCCUCUACGACCAGGGCGUCGACGACGGGCGCGCCAGCAACGACAUCGACUCCACCGCGGGCGUGCCCAGCAUGUCAGACCUGCACCUCGGCGGCGGUGGCAAUGCCGGGAGGGGCGCCGGCGUGCCCUCCUCCUCCAUGGCGCCCUCCGACAUGUACGGCGGCGGAGGAGCUAGUCAUCAGCACAUACUUGGCGGGUCGGGCUAUGGUAACACCAUGAACUGAGAGCUAGUACUACAACUGCUGCUAGAAGAGUAAGGCUUACAUCCAUCAUUACCAUUCUUUUUCUUCCUUCUUCUCUUCAUUGCUUGAUCUCACUAGCUAGUAGAGGAGAUCGAUCAAUGCAUGGUGUCUGCUGUUAAUUUGUUCAUGCUGUACAAGUAACAUGGAAGAAUCCAUCCUUCUUAGUCUAGUUCCUGUUAGUACUUCCUUCAUUUUCUAGUGUACGUAGCUGAAAGUAAUAAUAAUUGGGGAUUUCGAGAAAAGAAUAUAAUGCAAUAUCAUCAUCCACAGCUAUAGCAAGGUGUUGCCUGCUGGUUUAUGCCCUGUGGUUCCUUCUUAUCAUGUUCCCAAUGCCUGCCUUGCCUGUCUUUCCAUAUAUGGGGAUCUGCUCAGGGUGCAAACCGUGUAGGCCGUGGGCAUCAUUUCAAGCAGGCAGACACGCAGAGGCGUGCACUGUUCAUCCUCACCAUAGAUUAUGAGAGGCCGAGCUGAAAAGUUUGACUCUUGUUACACUUGCUUGGCUUCCACUCUUUGCGUGCCUGAUUUGGCAUCCAAUGCAUGGCACGCUUAUCUAUCUUCUUGUUCAUCUCCACUGCGCCCAGCAUGUUUUUUUCCUCAUCUUUUUCCACGGGUAGGUAGGAUAGGAACGGAAGGCAUAUGCAUUCUUGGCAUAGCUUUGUGCUUUGGAGAGCAUCUUCUACUAAUUGCAUUGGAACUUGUGUCCUAGUAGAGGCCAAUGUGUAAUGCAUGUGAUGAGAGAAUUCUUGCGCUUAGUAUACAUCAUCUUAUCUUACUCUACGUGUUAAACUAUGCUUGCAUCUUCUUCUUUUGAUUGGCAUGUUUUGUAUAGUACUCGGAGAGGAUGCAUGAGGAGGGGGCAGGAUCAUGGUUGCUUCCUCCUCCAUGGUUUUUUGUGCUAGCCUCCAUAUUUAUUCCCCCGUGCAGGAUCCCAUCAAGGAUUGACAAGAUGUGAAAUGAAAGAAAGGCGUGUGAAAAGCGAAACCCAUGCAUGUUUGAUUGAUUUUGGUUCACUGCCUUGGAUUGCGGUGCUGCCUUUGCUUGUUGGGUGAAUUUUUUGGUCGGCUAGGCUAGCUUGCUUAUGCCACUGUAACAAGUUACUCUACCAGCUAGUGGCAUCAUGCACAUGGGUGCAUAGGCAGUCAUGAGCCACGAACAACUUUUUAAAAAUUUGGGAUUGGUGUUAGUCGCUGGGCUAUCUUGUCAUCAUCAAAGCUGCUAUUAUCUCAUGUGUGUGAUGAUUGAAUUCCUCCAUGUCGCCUUGUCGACUGUUGCCAUCUUUUGGGGAGCACGG